Messenger RNA from Acanthoscelides obtectus, 840 nucleotides. NCBI's taxonomy places the organism in Eukaryota, Metazoa, Arthropoda, Insecta, Coleoptera, Chrysomelidae. The record is from the annotation of a GenBank genome assembly.
AUGGGCUCAGAAAAGUGGUCUUCUGAGAAUAAUAUUACAUUCAUGAAUCUCUACAGAGAACAAGAAAACCUAUGGAAUUGUUUUGAUAAAAAUUAUAAAAAUAGAGAUAUGAGAAAAGCACGAAAUGAGUCUAGUUAACACCAGUGAGAUAACUAAGAAAAUAAAAAAUUUACGAUCUACCUAUAACCAAGAACGCGCGAAAAAAGCAAAAAGAGUGGAUCUGGGUCGGAAGAUGUUUACAAGUCAUCCUUAAAAUGGUUCGAUAUAAUUGAUUAUAUAAUGAAAACAAUUAAUUUGAAAGAAAAGGAAUCAACAAGCAAUCUGCCUAACGAUACACCGUCGGGGUCCAAAAUUUUGGAAGAUGAUGUUAGUCGGGACAUUGUUGAUAAAACUGAUAAUAAAUCAAUCGACCCCAGCGACAGCUCGUUGAUCAAAAAUAAAAAUCCACAAUGUGAUGAGUACGAUUUUAUUGGAAAACAUGUCGCUAUUCAACUGAGACAGCUGCCAUUACUCGAUUUUAUAGACGCCAAAGAUGAAAUCCAACAAGUACUUUCCCGAUACCGAAAAAAAGCUAUAUAUGCCCGAAACACAUCUACGUUUUCCUCAUAUAAUACAUCGUCGCCAACGUCCUACAUAUCGCUGACAUCACCAGGAUCCAGUGUACCAUGUGAUUCAUUCCCAGGACCUGUCCCAAUAUCUGAUCGGCCCGCAGAAACUGUUUCUCGGCAGCCACUUCAAACAGUUGUUGGACAACCAUCAAAUGCAUCAUACGAGACUAUCCACUUUAGUGAUCCAAUAGUCAGAGCAAUGGUAGAUGCUGAUAUGAACAAUAUGCAAUAA